ACUUGGAUAUGCUCUCUCCACCCAAUUCUAACCCUUGUAAACCUUGAUUAUCAAUCAUGAGUGGUUUUGUACUUCAUUUCUUAGUCCUAUGUUCACUUUCCAAUUCCAUUGCAUCCAUGGCCUUAGCCACCAAAACUCUAAGUGGCUUCACCAUUGAUCUCAUUCACCGUGACUCAUCAUUGUCACCCUACUACAAGCCUUCACUCACUCCAUCACAACGCAUCAGCAAUGCUGCUUUACGCUCCAUUGCUCGAUCCAAACGUCUUCAAAACAAUGACGGAUCACCCAAAACUAUCACGAUUCCAGAUCAAGCCAUCACUGAAUACCUCAUGAGGUUUUACAUUGGAACCCCUCCUGUGGAAAGGUUCGCCAUUGCGGACACGGGGAGUGAUCUUAUUUGGGUGCAAUGUUCCCCUUGUGUGAAGUGUGUACCCCAAAACACCCCUUUGUAUGACCCAACAAAAUCUUCAUCAUUCAAGGGAGUGAAAUGUGACUCACAACCUUGCACGUUACUCCCCCCAAACCAACGUUUUUGUGGAAACUUAAGUCAAUGCAUUUACACGUAUGUAUAUGGUGACCAUUCAAUGAUCCAAGGACUAAUGGGUGUUGAAACCAUUAGCUUUGGCUCCAAGGGAAAUGGUGCUAUUAAAUUUCCAAAGCUUACUUUUGGAUGCACACUUUUCAACAAUGAUACCGAGGAUGAGAGCAAGAAAAACACAGGACUAGUGGGUCUUGGAGUAGGGCCAUUGUCACUAAUUUCACAACUAGGCAACCAAAUCGGUCGCAAAUUCUCCUAUUGUUUUGUUCCUUUCGAAUCAAACUCCACUAGCAAAAUGAAAUUCGGGGACGAAGCAAUCGUAAAAGGAAAAGGGGUUGUGUCCACUCCCCUCAUAGUCAAAUCAAUUGGACCAAGCUAUUACUACCUCAAUCUUGAAGGCAUAAGCAUUGGAAGCAAGAAGGUGAAGACAAUUAUCAAUCAAAAUGAUUUUGGCAACAUACUCAUCGAUUCCGGGACCUCUUUCACGCUUCUCAAGCAAAGUUUUUACAAUAAAUUUGUGACUUUGGUUAAGGAAGUGUAUGGUGUCGAGGGAGAGAAAAAUCCUCCAGCCCCAUUUGACUUUUGUUUCAAAAAUAAGGGUAGUAGGAAAAGUUUCCCAGAAAUUGUGUUUCUUUUCACGGAAGCUAGGGUUCGUGUGAAUGCUUCAAACUUGUUUUCGGCCAUGGACAAGUACUUGCUUUGCAUGUGGGUGGUACCCGUCUCUGAAGAUGAUGAUCCCAUAUUUGGAAAUCAUGCGCAAGUUGAUUUUCAAGUGGAGUAUGAUCUUCAAGGGGGAAAGGUUUCCUUUGCUCCUACUGAUUGUGCCAAAGAUUAGCUUGAUUAAUCUUUGCGUUUGAUUAAUAAGGACUUCACUUGUGUUUGUACCGAGGAAAGAAAAAAGUUAAUUUUAUGUUUUGUAAGUCUCGGAUUUGACCACAAUAGUGAAUAAAUGAAAAUGAACCUAGGCACUAGCUAGGGUUCUUUAUGAAUACA
Cajanus cajan (pigeon pea) is the source of this 1531-nucleotide messenger RNA. Its product is annotated as aspartic proteinase CDR1. NCBI's taxonomy places the organism in Eukaryota, Viridiplantae, Streptophyta, Magnoliopsida, Fabales, Fabaceae. Gene Ontology annotation, cellular component: extracellular region. Gene Ontology annotation, biological process: proteolysis. The record is from RefSeq and is a predicted model, not a curated record. Gene Ontology annotation, molecular function: aspartic-type endopeptidase activity.